This is a messenger RNA of Sphenostylis stenocarpa, 804 nucleotides long. NCBI's taxonomy places the organism in Eukaryota, Viridiplantae, Streptophyta, Magnoliopsida, Fabales, Fabaceae. The record is from the annotation of a GenBank genome assembly.
AUGGGUGAUUUAAUCUUUGGUUAUGAUCUUGGGAUCACGAGAGGAGUGACUUCCAUGGAACCUUUCCUAAUAAAAUUCUUUCCUAGUGUUUAUAAACAAAUGCAAGAUGAAUCUAACCACGAAAGCCAAUAUUGCAAAUUUGACAAUGAGCUCCUUACUUUGUUCACCUCUUCAUUAUAUCUUGCUGCAUUAGUAGCUUCUUUCUGUGCUUCCACCACCACAAGAAUGAUGGGACGCAAGACCUCAAUGUUUGUAGGUGGUUUGUUUUUCCUUGUUGGUGCUUUGUUGAAUGGUUUUGCCAUCAAUAUUGAGAUGCUUAUCAUAGGUCGUUUAUUGCUUGGUUUUGGUGUUGGAUAUUGUAAUCAGGUGAGACUUCAUAUCAUUUUCAAUGCUUUCAAUCUCGUACCUGUGUAUUUGUCCGAAAUGGCCCCAACAACGAUAAGAGGUGCACUCAACAUUGGAUUUCAAAUGAUGAUCACAAUUGGCAUAUUAAUUGCAAACCUUAUCAACUAUGGGACUGCAAAACUAGAAUAUGGUUGGAGAAUUUCUUUAGGUAUUGGUGCAGUCCCCGCAAUAAUGCUAUGUGUAGGAUCUCUUUUCUUAGGUGACACACCAAACUCUCUGGUUGAAAGAGGUAAAAUAGAAGCAGCUAAGAAAAUGUUGCAAAGGAUUCGUGGCGUUGAUAAUGUCAAUGAGGAGUUCGAAGAGCUCGUUGAUGCGACUAAAGCAGCCAAAGAUGUGGAACACCCAUGGAAGAACAUUAUACAACCAAAAUAUAGGCCUCACUCACUUUUUGCUCUCUGA